Molecule: messenger RNA, 2379 nt
Organism: Monopterus albus (swamp eel)
Lineage: Eukaryota; Metazoa; Chordata; Actinopteri; Synbranchiformes; Synbranchidae
Product: Krueppel-like factor 2
Exons: 3
Coding region: 345-1577 (410 amino acids)
Biological process (GO): regulation of transcription by RNA polymerase II
Molecular function (GO): DNA-binding transcription factor activity, RNA polymerase II-specific; RNA polymerase II cis-regulatory region sequence-specific DNA binding
Source: RefSeq, a predicted model, not a curated record
UCUGACUCUCCGAUCACGUCCCUGUCUAUGAGUCGCACGAAAACUCGUACUUUUAUACCGAGGUUAAAUAUAGGGGGCUGGUCGGUGCGCAGCGUCCUCAUCCUGGACGCGUUUCCUUCCCCCAGUCUCGCAUUGGUCUGAUUUGCGCAGCGAACAAUAUUUAUAAGAAAAGCGGCUCCUUCCAGACGCACAGCUGCACAUGAGUUGAGGCAGAACGGCUGAAGAAGCGACGCGCUCUGUAGCGUUUUCUGGAGAAUCAGUGAACUCUGGGGAUUUCCUUUAAACAGAGAAAGUGUUUAUCAGUAUUUAAGGAUUUUCCCCCUUUUUUGCAAUAACGCAUAGAAAUGGACUUGAGUGGGACCAUUUUACCAUCAAUAUCCACAUUUGCCAACCAAAAGGAGAAAUGUUGGGAAGACAGGUGGAAGGGCGGUAUGAGCAGCGUUGCGCCCGACAUGGACAGCAGCUGCCUAGACAGAAAAGACGAAGAAGACCUGGAUAAAUUCUUGGAUCUGGAGUUUAUUCUAGCAAACACCGCUGGCUCCGACAGUGCGCCGGCCGCCGGCACAGGGGUAGAGCCCUACCGGCUCCAGGACUCCGGGGCGUCCUUGUAUCAGCAGCAGCACACGGAGGUGUCCCGGCGACAGACCAAUUACUCAUCUGUCCCAGACAUGAACUGCCCUCCUCCGCCCUACAACAGCCUGAUGGCGGAGCUCCUUCGCUCCGAUGUUGAUGCCAGCUUUCUUCCCGAUAACAGCCCCAACAUCCAGGGCAGAUUCCUGAUCAGCUCCACACCUUUUCAGACAGCACAGGAUUUAUUCCCCGAGCAUCCGAGUAUUAAAGUGGAGCCUACCUCCAUGGACACAUACGGGCCUGUCAUGGGUCUGGUGCCUCAGAGCUGCAUCAAAAUAAAGCACGAGGGGAAUGUGUCCUGCAUGAUGUCAUACGAGCAGCAGCCGCGACUGGCUAAUUCCCCGCAGGCUGCAGUCGGCAGCAUGACGCCGCCGCUCAGUCCGGACGACCUGAUGAGCUCCGAGUGCCAGCCCCAGAUGUGCAACUCUACCUCGCUGACGUUCCCGCAGAACUUCCACCACCACAGCGCGCCCAGGGGAUACUCUCACCCCCAUACUGGGAUGCAGCUCCCAUUCGCCAGCGCGCACCACCAUCACCAGUUUCCUGGCAUGUUCGCCCGGCCGGGGGCCUGCCACCCGCAGCGGCCCGCCGGCCAGCGGGUUCUGCUCACUCCACCGUCCUCCCCGCUGGAAAUGAUGGACAUCAAGCCAAAGAGGGGUCGACGGUCCUGGCCGAGGAAACGGACUGCGACACACACCUGCACUUUCACCGGCUGUGGAAAGACCUACACCAAGAGCUCCCACCUGAAGGCGCACCUCCGGACGCACACAGGAGAGAAACCAUAUCACUGCAGCUGGGAAGGCUGCGGCUGGAAGUUCGCUCGCUCCGACGAGCUUACGCGUCACUUCCGGAAGCACACCGGACACCGGCCUUUUCAGUGUCACUUGUGUGAACGGGCGUUCUCCCGGUCCGACCACCUCGCCUUGCACAUGAAGAGGCACAUGUGAGGAAAGAUCUGAAGGACAAAAAUGUCGCAGACAAGGACUUCGGUGCAUCGCAUAGACCCGAUAGAAAGAACUAAUAAUAAACCUGUGAUCAGUUGCAGAAGGGAGCUGUGCGAACAUGCAGAUGCAAGUUCCUUUAAUAUGAGGAAACCAGUUGUGUUAUAGGAAUAUUAUAGUCUUGUUUUGUAACUGGGGCAAAAGGGCCAUCAAGACAAAAUUUCCUCAAAUUAUAGAAAAACAACUGACUAAAACAAUGAGCAAAUACAGCCCAAUAUGACAGAAACAGAUGAAUCCUGUUCAGACAGACAGUGUUAUAUUACAGUGUAGCUGGUACUACUUAUUUGUAUGGAGUAUUGUUUCUAUAGACAACCACUUAAAGGAACGAUUCGCUCACCAUGUCAGGCACUGAAGUAACUGGAAGCAGAGCAAUGAUUUUUUUUUUUUUUUUGUAUUUUCACCAUUAGUGCCUUCUAUAACUCGUUAUUACACCUGUCAUAUUCUUCACUGGCCAAAGACAAUCAAAGUUUUAUUCUUUGUGUUAUACUGGAAGUGUAACUAGUACGUGAAAUAAGCUGAGACAGUAUUUUGUUCUAAGAUUGCCUUUUAUUCUGUAUUCCUCGAAGGCUUGAACUGAAUGUUGUGUCUGUCUACUAGCAUUUGAAGUCAGGGUCUUACAGUAGGAACUCUCACAGGAGCGCCACCUGAUCGACAAAGGGCUACAUAGCUUUUGGCAAUAAGUUCUGUUUGUCUUGAAGAAAUGUUCUGUCUUGUAAAUAGAACCUUUUUAUAUAAUGUGAAUAGUUUA